UGCCACCGGUCUCCCGCACGCGAUGCCUCCUUUGCGCACGGCCCUGCCGCCGGGCCCGCCGGGCUGAUAGGAAGUUACAUUUUCUCCUCUGUGUUCCUGGAGGGAAACAUCAGGAAAAUGUCCAGCCAUUGAGGGCAGCGAGUGGUCAACGUAUACAAAACAGUCCCUAGCUGGAGUGACCCGAACCAAGGACCACAGACAAUGACUGCAAAAUUGAGGAGAGUUGCGGCUCUCAAGCCCCAGGUCCGGGCUCCCAAGGAGCGGGAGAGGUUUCGGGCAGCGAACGUGGAGGAGGACUGGGCCCCAAGGACCGAAUCCGGCCAACAUGUGAAUGGAGAGUUCUGCCAGUGGAACUUCUGGCGCUUCCGCUACCAGGAUGCAUCCGGACCCCAGGAGGCUCUGAGCCAACUCCGCAAGCUCUGCCAUCAGUGGCUGAAGCCGGAGAAACACACAAAGGAGCAGAUCCUGGAAAUGUUGGUGCUGGAGCAGUUCCUGACCAUCUUGCCUGGAGAGAUCCAGACCUGGGUGCGGAUACAUCAACCUCAAAGUGGAGAGGAGGCAGUGACCCUGGUGGAGGAUUUGCAGAGCGAUCUGGAUGGACCGGACCAAUUAAUUCCAGAGUGUGUGUUUGGUUGGGAAGUGCUUCCAGAAAAUGCAGUUUCCAUGGGAGUGGCGCAAGAAUUUCCUCCUCAUGUUGGCUCCUCACCAGAAGCUCUGUCUGCUCUUCCCCAAGAGGUGAGCCCACUUCACCAGGCAAUGGCACCUGAACUUCAGAAAGCCAGGGCUCAGAAAUCGGUGACAUUUGAAGACGUGGCAGUGGCCUUCACCCACCAAGAGGGGCAGCUUCUGGACCUCACCCAGCGCAUCUUGUACCGGGAAACGAUGCUGGAAAAUUAUGGGAACCUCACUUCACUGGGAUUUGCAAAUAUCAAGCCCGAUAUGAUCUCCCAGCUAGAGGAAAUGAAAAACCCGUGGGACGAGACUCUUCCACAAGAGGAGGAUAGAGAGACUCCAAGAAACCCCUACACAGAUUAUAAAACUGGAAGUGAGAUGGAGAUAAUUGGCCCGAAAUGUGAUAUGCAUGAACAAAUGGAUUUUCAUGGGCUGUCAUUGGAAGGAUAUCAACAAAGUAUUCUCAUGUCUUCUAUGGGAAUAAAGGUAUUAGAGUAUGAGAACAGAUUGUCAAAACAGAGAAAGGGGAAACAGAAAUUUCUUAUCCAGAAUAAUGAUUUCAGAAAUAAUAUGGAAAUCCAUAAGAGAACCUCCAAGCAAAGAUCCUGUGAUUGUGGAAAAACCCUCCAACUGGGGCCCUGCCUUAUUGAACCUCAGAGAAUUAAUACUGGAGGGAGACCCCAUAAAUAUAACACAUGUGGGAAAGCCUUUAGUAACUCUUCCUCCAUAAGGAUACAUAUGAAAACUCAAACUGAAGACAAACUGGGCAAAAGUAAUGAAUGUGGGAAAGCCUUCAGUCAACCGUCAAGCUUUAUUACUCAUCAGAGAUUUCAUACUGGGGAGAGACCCUACAACUGUAAUGAAUUUGGGAAGGCUUUUGGGAACUCUUCAACCCUAAGUAAAGAUAAGAAAGUUUAUGCUGGAAAGAAACCAUGCACAUGUAAUGAAUGUGGAAAAACUUUCACUCAACGCUCAUACUUGAGCAUUCAUCAGAGAAUUCAUACUGGAGAGAAACCCUACAAGUGCAGCGAAUGUGGGAAGGCCUUUAUUGACUCUUCAUCCCUAUGUAAACAUAAGAAAGUUCAUACUAAGAAGCCUUUCAACUGUAAUGAAUGUGGCAAAACCUUGAAGAAUUCUUCCUCCUUAAAAAUACAUAUGAGAACUCAUACUGGAGAGAAACCGUAUAAAUGUAGCAAAAGUGAGAAAGCCUUCAGGCAAACUGCAAGGUUUAUUGUUCAUCAGACAGUUCCUACUGGGGAGAGACCCUACAAUGGUACUGAAUGUGGGAAGUCCUUCAACAACUCUUCAGCUCUGAAAGUACACAAGAGAAUUCAUACUGGAGAAAAAUCCCAUAAGUGCAAUGAAUGUGGGAAGACCUUGGCAUCCUCUGCAACCCUAAGAACUCAUAUGAGAAUUCAUACAGGAGAGAAACCAUACAAAUGUAAUGAAUGUGGGAAAGCCUAUAGGAAGUCUCAUUCCCUAAGAGUACAUAUGAGAAUUCAUACUGGAGAGACACCACACAAAUGUAAUGAAUGUGAGAAAGCCUUUAGGGACUCUUUCUCCCUAAAAAUACAUGUGAGAAAUCACACUGGAGAGAAACCAUACAAAUGUAAUGAAUGUGAGAAAGCCUUUAGGGACUCUUCCUCCCUAAAAAUACAUGUGAGAAAUCACACUGGAGAUAAACCAUACAAAUGUAAUAAAUGUGGGAAAGCCUUUAUUAGGUCUUCCAGAUUAAGUGAACAUAUGAGAAGUCAUAGUGGAGAUAAACCGUACAAAUGUAAUGAAUGAAAUGUAAUGAAGAAAAACUAUACAAAUGUAGUGAGUGUGGGAAAGCCUUUAAGAAGUCUUCCUCCAUAAGUAUACAUAUGAGAACUCAUACUCAAGUGAAACCAUACUAAUGCAAUGAAUGUGGGAAAUCCUGCCAUCAACUUUCAUACUUAAAUGUUCAUCAGAGAAUUCAUAAUGGGGCAAGACCCUACAAUUGUAGUGAAUGUGGGGAGCUCUUCAAUGACCCUUCAUCCUUAAAUGUUACAUAAGGUAAUUCAUACUGAAGAAAAUCCCAUAAAUAAUGGAUGUGGGAAGGCCUUUACAGACUCUUCACCCCUAAGAGCACACAGGAAAAAUCACACUGGAGAGAAACCCAAUAAAUGUAGGGAAUAUGAGAAAGUUUUCACUCACCACCUAUGCCUUAGUGAGCACAAAAGAAUCCAUACUAGCAAGAGUUCCUACAAAUGUAGUGAAUUUGGGAAAGGCUUCAAACAACACUCAAACCUUGCUCAUCAUCAGAGAAUUCAUACUUGAAGGGAAAUCCAAUAAGGAAUAUUUGAAAAGCCGCAUAGCCAUUUGUGCAAAUUUAAGUGUGAGCAACAUAUUGAUUUGGAAUCCUAUGAAAACUGGGGAAGUUGGGCUGAAAAGAAGGGAGUCAGGGAUUCUGCAAAUUUUGCUUAAACAGAGGCUAAGCCAGUUAUUUAUCAGAUGAUUAAAUUUUGAUCUGGAAACCUCAGAAAUUAAGUAUAUGGUCUCCUUUCUGUCUUGCAGUGUUAGACCUGCCCAAAUCCCUAUCUUAGCCCUUCUCCCUGAAGUUACUCAGCUUUCUAUUUUUCCUGCUCCCUUUAGCCUUAAGAUGACUUGUGCCCCUCUAUGCCCCACCCCCUUCAAUAUUCACUGCUGUAACUUCCAUUUUCCCUUUCACAGCUCCAACACAAUAGACAUUGUCGUUGUAGACCUGAUCAGUACCCCCACUCUCUGCAACUGCAUUGUUGGCAGUGGGGAAAUAGAAUUCGGGUAGGAAAUAGCUCUGGAGUUCUGGAAUAUAGGCAUUUUCCUGAAAGCUGUGCAUGCUUCCCUCAUCUAAUGCCAGUGAGUGAAAUAGCCACCCUUUUAUACUUGGCCCAAUGUGCAAAGAGCAUGACGGGAUCAGGCAGAGUUCCUCAGCCGGUGAGGGGAAAGGAGCGCUAAGUAUAAAAGCCACUGCUCUGGUCUCUUGGCCCCUUUAUACUUCCAGAGCCAAACACCACAUUUGAUAGUUGCAGCCUCACCUCCCUGUGCCCUUUUGGCCUCCCCUCACCAUGACUGAGCACACUGUCUGCCCCUCUCACCACCAUGGGCUGGCACCGGCUUCCCUCUGCCUCAUCAAGGAGACCCUAUCCUGUCCUCUUUCCACCACCCAAGUGGGAAUGAAAACACCUGCAGCCUGAGAUCUCAUACAACCUCAGAAAAGCUAGUGGCUGUGUAAACCAUUGCUGUGGGCCCUGAAUUUUGAAGAGAAAUAGUUCUCCUUUAACCUUAGCACCCUGCUGACUUUUUUAUUUUUUGUAUUGCAAAUUAUGGAUUAGCACAUUUUGCACUAUGACAAAGUUAAUCAGGUGAAGAGUGCAGUUUGCACCUUGCACAAACAACAUGUUUAAUGUCCUUUGGUGUAUUGCUUCCUGUGAUUGCAGGCUCCAAGCAAAGACUAAAUGUUGAAGACUAAAUGUUGACACACCCGCAGAGGCCGGGCUAGAUUACAGUGGAACUGUAAUUGAUAGAUUAGGGCCAUUAUGUGGAAGAAGCUCCAUAUAAUAGUCAACAAGCAUAGUAUAAAGGAUGGGGGCAAACACCUUUUGCUGCUGCGCGCUCUUUUCCAAAUAAAAAUGAUAUUUGUUAAGUG
Molecule: messenger RNA, 4321 nt
Organism: Ornithorhynchus anatinus (platypus)
Lineage: Eukaryota; Metazoa; Chordata; Mammalia; Monotremata; Ornithorhynchidae
Product: zinc finger protein 2 homolog
Exons: 7
Coding region: 202-2460 (752 amino acids)
Biological process (GO): regulation of transcription by RNA polymerase II
Molecular function (GO): DNA-binding transcription factor activity, RNA polymerase II-specific; RNA polymerase II cis-regulatory region sequence-specific DNA binding
Source: RefSeq, a predicted model, not a curated record